AUGUUGGCUGAGAUUCCUGCAAUCGCGGCACUGUCGAGGACGACAAAACGAAUGUUGGGUACUUUCUCAAGGCCUCCACGGGUUGCUGUUGUUGGUGCUGGUCCGGCUGGUCUGUAUGCUUGUGCCGGUGUGCUUCGUCGAUUACCGGAAUGUUGCAUGGAUAUUUACGAAAGUAGCAUGGUACCAUAUGGAUUAGUACGAUAUGGAAUUGCACCGGAUCAUCCAGAAAUGAAAAAUUGCAUCAAUCAUUUCCAAAAAAUGUUCAAUGAAAACCAAGAUAGGUUGAAACUGUACUGCAAUGUUGCCGUUGGAAGCGAUAUCAGAUUUGAUGAGCUUUGCGUCGAUUAUGAUGCCGUAAUAUUGGCGUACGGUGCUCGACGUCAACGACGCCUCAAAAUUCCUGGAUGUGAAGCAAAAAAUGUGUUCUCGGGUGGCGAUUUCGUUUUUUGGUAUAAUGGAAUGCCGGGUAUCAAAAAGACGCCGCUUUUGGAUCACGCACAAGCGGUGAUAAAUUAA
Messenger RNA from Gongylonema pulchrum, 516 nucleotides. The record is from the annotation of a GenBank genome assembly. Lineage: Eukaryota; Metazoa; Nematoda; Chromadorea; Rhabditida; Gongylonematidae.